Cylicostephanus goldi is the source of this 693-nucleotide messenger RNA. The record is from the annotation of a GenBank genome assembly. NCBI's taxonomy places the organism in Eukaryota, Metazoa, Nematoda, Chromadorea, Rhabditida, Strongylidae.
UUGUCACCACCUUGCCAUCUCUCCUUUUGCUUUUUUUAUAUUCAACAUUUUCAGAUAAAAUACGGAGGCGGUCUCCAAUUGGUGCUGCAAACGAGUGUGAAUUUGGUAAAACUCCAAGGUGGAGCUUCUAAGGUCGAAGCAGCGCGUGACCUAAGCCGUGUCACCGACUCCAUGGCAAGAAAUGUAUCCCGGUACUCAGACGAGGAUAUACCCGAGAGCCCCGAAAGUAGCCCCGAUGAGGAUUUCGGCGCCAAGAAUAACCCUGAAGAAGCGACUGUCAAGGAAAGGACGGGAAAGAAAAUUAUAUCAAUGGUGGAACGAGCAGCUCAAAGCAGUAUUUUCCAGAAAGCAGCUAAGAUCAAGAAGGUAGCCAAGCUGAUCGAAGAUGUCUCCUCGACACCGUUGAUACUCAAUGUUGAAGUGGAAAUGCUUGAAGGGCCACUUACCGUCAAUAUUCCGCCGCCACCGUCUGAUAGGUUAUGGUAUGGUUUCCGUCGGUCACCACUGAAAUCCAUUAAAGCUGUCCCUCAAGUUGGUGAUAGAUCGGUGGAUCUGACCACAGUAUCCGACUGGAUUGAAUCAAAGCUUCAACUUCUACUUGAGAAGAAUAUAGUUUGUCCCAACAUGGAUGACCUAAUUCUGCCGGUAAUGUCUGGAAAUGAUCUUAUUCGCAAAGGUGCGUACAACCAGUGA